Messenger RNA from Schistosoma curassoni, 350 nucleotides. NCBI's taxonomy places the organism in Eukaryota, Metazoa, Platyhelminthes, Trematoda, Strigeidida, Schistosomatidae. The record is from the annotation of a GenBank genome assembly.
AUGUUUGAAUAUGUAACAUAUAAACUAUCUGCUUCUGGUUCCGAUUCCAAGAUUGUUUUAACCUUAGCCCUUCUCACUCAUACUAAUCUGCAUGUUCGUGUAGAACCGGAGUUACCUUCUGGACAGACGCAAGCUGCUACGGAAUCUUUGAAAUGGCGUACAGAGAAGUUCUCCAUUCUUCUUCUGAAGAUGAAUCUAGCAGCAAUGAUGACAUUUGUUGGAAACGAAGAAAAUCAGAUAUUCGAGCCUCACCAAUGAAAGAGGAUUUCAGUGUAAAUAUCCCAAAGAAACCAUAUAGAAAAAAUCGAAACUGUGUUUGGGUAAAUGUUAUUAACGAAUACAAAUUGGAU